AUGGAUCCUUUCGAGUAUAACGCCAACCCAGGCCGCGUGGUUUUUGGGAAAGGCAGUAUCCAAAAGCUCCCAGAUGAAAUCAGACGUCUGGGCUUCAAGUCACCACUCAUCCUCUCUACUCCCCAGCAAGUCAGUCAGGCAGAAGACCUGGCCAAGAUCCUUACCGCCGCGUCGAUUGAGCCCGCCGGCACUUACACGAACGCUACCAUGCACACUCCUUCCCACAUCACGGAAGAAGCCAUGGCUUAUAUUCAAUCCAAGGCCGCAGACUGUGUCGUCUCAAUAGGAGGAGGAUCAACAACAGGACUGGGCAAGGCGAUCUCAGUCCGCACCGGUCUACACCAUAUUUGCAUUCCAACCACCUACGCCGGAAGUGAAAUGACACCCAUCCUGGGCGAAACGCAGGAUGGUCGCAAAGCCACGCGGACAGACCCCAAGAUCCUCCCUGGCACGGUCAUCUACGAUGUCGAUUUGACCAUGACCCUCCCGGCGUCUCUCAGCGCCACGUCAGGAGUCAACGCUAUCGCCCACGCCGUCGAAGCGCUCUACGCAAAGAAUAAAAACCCAAUCAUCUCCCUCCUCGCCCUCGAGGGCACCAAGGCCCUCGCCGAAUCCCUCCCGGAAAUCAUCCAGAACCCUCAGUCCCAGCCCGCUCGUGAAAAGGCACAGUACGGCGCCUGGCUAUGCGGCGUCUGUCUCGGCUCCUCCUCAAUGGCCCUGCACCAUAAACUCUGCCACACGCUCGGCGGCUCCUUCAAUCUCCCUCACGCCGAAACCCACACGAUCGUCCUUCCCCACGCCCUGUCCUACAACGCCCCCGCUAUCCCGGACGCCAUGGAGAAACUCGCCGCCGCACUCCCCGGCAGCGAAGGCGACGCCAUCAAAGGGCUGAACAUCCUGCUUGAGAAGUUGCAGGUGAAGCGCGCCCUGAAGGAUUUCGGCAUGAAGGAGGAGGAUAUUGACAAGGCCGCUGAGAUUGCGGUGAGCAAUCAGUAUCCUAACCCGAGGAAGGUGGAAAAGGAGCCGAUUAGAGAGCUGAUCAGGCGAGCGUGGGCCGGGGAGCCGGCCAGGGCGGAUUUAUAG
Cladophialophora psammophila CBS 110553 is the source of this 1083-nucleotide messenger RNA. RefSeq lists its product as uncharacterized. The transcript has a single exon. Gene Ontology annotation, molecular function: maleylacetate reductase activity; metal ion binding; alcohol dehydrogenase (NAD+) activity. The record is from RefSeq and is a predicted model, not a curated record. Gene Ontology annotation, cellular component: mitochondrion. Bases 1 to 1083 code for a protein of 360 amino acids. Gene Ontology annotation, biological process: protein histidyl modification to diphthamide. NCBI's taxonomy places the organism in Eukaryota, Fungi, Ascomycota, Eurotiomycetes, Chaetothyriales, Herpotrichiellaceae.